Messenger RNA from Psammomys obesus (fat sand rat), 3831 nucleotides. RefSeq names its product polypeptide N-acetylgalactosaminyltransferase 16 (gene Galnt16). The record is from RefSeq and is a predicted model, not a curated record. The coding region runs from base 86 to 1762 and encodes 558 amino acids. Lineage: Eukaryota; Metazoa; Chordata; Mammalia; Rodentia; Muridae. Gene Ontology annotation, cellular component: Golgi apparatus. The transcript is spliced from 15 exons.
AACAGCUGGGGCAGCGAGCGCCCCCGGCCCCGGCCCUGAGAGCACGCCGGCCCCGGGCCCCACGCGGGGAGCCCGUCCGCCCACCAUGAGGAAGAUCCGCGCCAAUGCCAUCGCCAUCCUGACCGUAGCCUGGAUCCUGGGCACUUUCUACUACUUAUGGCAGGACAACCGAGCCCACGCCGCAUCCUCCGGCGGCCGCGGCUCGCAGAGGGCUGGCGGGAGACCGGAGCAGCUCCGCGAGGACCGUACCAUCCCGCUCAUCGUGACAGGAACACCCUCAAAAGGCUUUGAUGAGAAGGCAUACCUGUCAGCCAAGCAGCUGAAGCCUGGAGAGGACCCAUACAGACAACAUGCCUUCAACCAGCUGGAGAGUGACAAACUGAGCCCAGACCGACCCAUCCGGGACACCCGCCAUUACAGUUGCCCAUCCUUGUCCUAUUCCUUGGACCUGCCAGCCACCAGCGUCAUCAUCACCUUCCACAAUGAGGCUCGCUCCACACUCCUGCGCACAGUGAAGAGCGUUCUGAACCGAACUCCUGCCAGCUUGAUCCAGGAGAUCAUCUUAGUGGAUGACUUCAGUUCAGAUCCUGAAGACUGUCUGCUUCUGACCAGGAUUCCCAAGGUCAAGUGCCUGCGCAAUGACAAGCGGGAAGGACUGAUACGGUCCCGGGUUCGAGGGGCAGAUGUGGCAGGAGCCACAGUUCUCACCUUUCUGGAUAGUCACUGCGAGGUGAACGUGGAGUGGCUGCAGCCAAUGCUGCAGCGGGUGAUGGAGGACCACACCCGUGUGGUGAGCCCCAUCAUCGACGUCAUCAGCCUAGACAAUUUCGCCUACCUUGCAGCAUCUGCCGAUCUCCGAGGAGGAUUUGACUGGAGUCUGCAUUUCAAGUGGGAGCAGAUCCCGCUGGAGCAGAAGAUGACCCGGACAGACCCCACCAAGCCCAUCAGGACACCCGUCAUAGCUGGAGGGAUCUUUGUGAUUGACAAGUCCUGGUUUAACCACUUGGGGAAGUAUGAUGCCCAGAUGGACAUUUGGGGAGGAGAGAAUUUUGAACUCUCCUUCAGGGUAUGGAUGUGCGGUGGCAGCUUGGAGAUUGUGCCCUGCAGCCGGGUAGGCCAUGUCUUCAGGAAGCGGCAUCCCUACAACUUCCCGGAGGGCAACGCCCUCACCUAUAUCAGGAAUACAAAGCGUACCGCGGAGGUGUGGAUGGAUGAAUACAAGCAAUACUACUAUGAGGCCCGGCCCUCGGCCAUCGGGAAGGCCUUUGGCAGUGUGGCCACACGGAUCGAGCAGAGGAAGAAACUGGACUGCAAGUCCUUCCGCUGGUACCUGGAGAAUGUCUACCCUGAGCUCACUGUCCCCGUGAAGGAAGUGCUCCCUGGUGUCAUUAAGCAAGGAGUCAACUGCUUAGAAUCCCAGGGCCAGAACACAGCUGGUGACCUCCUGCUUGGUAUGGGGAUCUGCAGAGGGUCUGCCAAGAGCCCUCCACCAGCCCAGGCAUGGCUGUUCAGCGACCACCUCAUCCAGCAGCAGGGGAAAUGCCUGGCUGCCAUCUCCACCUCAGUGUCCUCCCCUGGAUCCUCAGUAAUGCUGCAGGUGUGCAACCCUAAAGAAAGCAAGCAGAAAUGGAGAAGGAAAGGAUCUUUGAUCCAGCAUUCCGUCAGCGGCCUCUGCCUGGAGACAAAGGCUGCCCAGCUGGUGACCAGCAAGUGUCAGGCGGAUGCCCAGGCCCAGCAAUGGCAACCGCUGCCACACACAUGAUGGGAGCCCCCAGCCUCCUGUACCUUCUGCAUGAGACUUGGGGACCGGAAGGGGCUAGGGUGGGGGAGUGUCAAUCGGGCUGUUUCCCAUCUCCUCACAUUUCUACUGGAUCAUCAGUACACACCCCUACCACGCGUUUCUCCAAAGCUAGUUCAGGGCGGGUGCAGUUGGCGAGCACCAUGCCCUCUGUGCCACUCCAGCCUUGCCCUGGGAGAGGAGAUGGUUAGAAUGCAGCUGUCUUGGGUAGGGACUUGGCAGCUGCUCCUGGCCCUCUGUCUUCUCCCUUGGCCCUUUUGGUUGCCCCAGACAGUGGUAUGUGGGCUUUCUCCUUGUUGCCUAAGUGGGGCAAGGACAGAAACCUACAGAGGAGCCAAGUUGGGCCAUGGGCUAGCCUGAGGUCAACACAAGAGGACAAGUGGCAUUGUGUAUGAAGAGGCUGAAGGCAAGGGCAGCUAAGGUACAGGAAAGGAUAGGAGGUACAGUCCAGUGGGUGGGUGAGGGAAGGAUGCAUUCUGGGAGCAGAGGAUGGGGAUUCAAAGAAUGUGGAUGGAGAAGCAGCUGGCCGUGAAGUACCAAAAAAACAAGAUCUCUUUCCAGGACAUCAUCCUGUCCAUGCUUUGCCAGCAUCAGGCCCCAGGCCUAACAUAUGCCUACAGCCCCUCUAGGUGACCACAUUCUUAGCAAGAGAGUACAUAAAAGGGACCUGGGGCAUAAUUAAUUAAGUGGGCCCCACUUUCACUUAGCCAUAUGUCAGGCCAAGACCUCACACUUGGGCCUGUAGGAGAAAUUGGUACACCCUGUCCCUAUUAACUGGCUCCUGAUCACACACCCUGAAAUGCUCUCAUCUUUGCUCACUCUCUUGGACCCCCACCUUUUACAAAGGUCUUUGCCUCUGUAAACACAGUGUGAUGGGGCAGGGUGGCUGGUCAGAAUUACAUCCCCUUUCUGAAGUAUAACCAUCUCCCAGUCAGUAGAGACCAAGUCACCCAGGCCAGACCUCAUGCUACGGCCCUUCUCCAAAGGCCAGCGAUUGCAGUGGGCUGCCACGCUGGCCAGUGGCUCCUGUGUGUGCAGAGAACCCCCUGCUCUCUCCUCUCCCACUACUGAGAACACAGAGACCACACCUUGGUCCCAUUCUGAAAUCCCACCCCUCUCCCCACCACUGGCUCACACAGUCUAAUCUGGAUAAAAGAUCCCAGAACUCUUGGGGUCUUCCUUCUAAAGUAAGCCAGUCUAAGGAGGUCACUCUUACCCCAGGAGCCCCCUCGUCUUUCAUAGACCAGACAGCCACAUGCUCACAGGGAGUCUACAGACUCCAGAAGGUCUAGGAAUCUCCAGAAUGCUGCAUGUGUGUGUACAGAUGUAAUUUCUUUAGGUGGGAGUGGAGCCUGGAUUUUCCCCUGCUUCCUGGUUUCCAGAGGAUCUGAUCCUCUGUUCUGGAUCAGCACCACCACUAUCUGCGGCUCUGCUUCUAUAUUCCUGCCCUGCCAGGCCUGGCCUGUAUAUCGCUCAGUGUUAGAAGCCAAGUUUCUGGUCUGUGGUACCCACUCUGGAAGGUUCUCCAGCAGUUACCUUGCACCUCUGCCUUUCACCAGCACCCUCUCAGCAGUUCUGUGCCAAAUAUGUGUGCACCCCUGGGCUCGGCAGAGGGCCCCUCACGUUGGUGACCAAGUUUCACCUCUCCUGUUGGGAUGUCUUACACACUGCUAUCUACAGACCUGGCCUUGGACCCUGUAACCCUCUGGGAAGCCUCCUGCCUCAGUCUAGGACAGAAAUGGGGCCAAAGUGGAGGCUUUUCCUUAGAGGCUUGGGCCCUGCUCCAUCUUGGGGCUGGGAACCUGGGCUUCUCCAUGUGAAUGUAAGGACUGCCACUCAGAGAGCCUUGAGAGGGCCUCUCCCCCCAUUUCCUGUGGUCAGACCAGGCUCUGCACUUGUCAGCUGUCUGUUGCAGGGACUCGGUCCAACUCUGUUUUUGCUUUUCUUCUUGACCAAAGCAUGUGCCACUAAGCUGUCCUGGAGGACGCUGUCUUUAAGAAACACACCUGGAAUAAAAACACUUCUUACAUGUC